Molecule: messenger RNA, 345 nt
Organism: Mytilinidion resinicola
Lineage: Eukaryota; Fungi; Ascomycota; Dothideomycetes; Mytilinidiales; Mytilinidiaceae
Exons: 4
Coding region: 1-345 (114 amino acids)
Source: RefSeq, a predicted model, not a curated record
AUGUCCAAGCUAUUCAUUGGUGGCCUGAGCUGGCACACGACGACGGAUGUGGUGUCCCUUGCACCAUCUCCACGCCAUUUGUUGGGUUCGCUUGUGAGGUUUCUGCGGGUGCCUGACACACGCGACGAUGCAGGUAGGACAUCCUGGCGCCAUGUCCAGAGUAUCCAUCAGCGGCCUUGCCUGGCAUACCGACGAAGCCACACUUUGCGUCAGAGUGGAGGCCAUAUUUUGAGUCUUUGGAAAACCUGCAACACCAUGUCUAAGCUAUUCAUUGGUGGCCUUGCCUGGCACACCGAUGAUGCCAGAUCUGGACCAGAAUCGAGGCUCUGCUCCCCUUCUUCGUAA